Messenger RNA from Aptenodytes forsteri (emperor penguin), 461 nucleotides. RefSeq names its product mitochondrial ribosomal protein S18C (gene MRPS18C). Gene Ontology annotation, biological process: mitochondrial translation. The coding region runs from base 17 to 418 and encodes 133 amino acids. Gene Ontology annotation, molecular function: structural constituent of ribosome; small ribosomal subunit rRNA binding. The transcript has 6 exons. The record is from RefSeq and is a predicted model, not a curated record. Lineage: Eukaryota; Metazoa; Chordata; Aves; Sphenisciformes; Spheniscidae. Gene Ontology annotation, cellular component: mitochondrial small ribosomal subunit; ribosome.
CGCUGUAGAGGGUGGUAUGGCGGCAGUGAUGGCGGCAGCGGCGGCUGUGAGGCGGGCCUGGUGGAGGCUGGUGCCCGUGGUGCCGUGGGAGCGGCCGCGCCGCCUGCAGCACGAGCGGCAGCCCGGCCGGUCCGACCAGCCCAUACAAAUGGAGAACCCCUAUAAAGAGCCUCCUAAAAAAUGUGUCUUAUGUGGAAUAAAUGUGGACUACAAGAAUGUGCAGCUUCUUUCCCAGUUUGUUUCUCCGCAUACUGGCUGCAUUUAUGGCAGGCAUAUAACAGGCUUGUGCAACAAGAAGCAGAAGGAAAUUACAAAAGCCAUUAAAAGAGCUCAUGUAUUUGGAUUUAUGCCAGUUAUGUUUAAGAACCCAUCAUUUCUCACAGACCCCAAGAUAUGUAAUGUCAAGUAUCCAGAGUAAUAUACUAUAAAGAAAUAAACAAUAAAACUACUUUUCAUGUUUA